Molecule: messenger RNA, 231 nt
Organism: Oikopleura dioica
Lineage: Eukaryota; Metazoa; Chordata; Appendicularia; Copelata; Oikopleuridae
Source: the annotation of a GenBank genome assembly
AUGAUCGCCCAUUUAGCUAGAACUGCUUUCAAGCUGCUCUUAGUUCUUUCAAUCAUCGUUUACUUCUACAUGUUCCAAUUCGAUUUGGUCGCCUCGUACAUCCCUCAAAUCCGCCAGUACGGACCUCCAUCAUCAAUUUCUCAAGCCGUUCAGCCGGCGAAAAAGCUGCUUCGCCACGGCCUUAUCGCCCUUGCUGAUAGAAUUUAUGAUCUAGCCAAGCUGUUGCGCUAA